AUAUGACCUAUCGCCUCUCACUGCAGCGGUGAACAGUUGAGAAACGAAAGCUAGGGGGACUGUUGCAAAAAAGCGAUUGAUAGAAGCAAGAAUACAUAAAACAAUCUUCCUUUUGAAUUUCUCUUCUUUUGUAGUAUAACGCUCUACAAAUUCAAAUAAGGUCUGUUCAAAGAGGGGAUUGCUCGAAACGAAGAUAAGGGUUUGUGUAGCACGCAAGUUGACUAGCUGUCUAGCUAACGUUGCUACGGCAAAACUGAAUCACCGUUCUAACUGUUACUGAUUUGAUAAUCGACGUCGCUGAUUUAUCGACGUGCGCAAGUCGUCUUCGAAAUCGGGGUGGUCGACCGUUCGCCAUCCAACCCUGUCUUCCCUCUUGACGCAGUCCGAAGAGUGUACUGGUUCAGAGAAUGCUAAAGAAUGAGUCAAAGGGAUACCUUGGUUCAUUUGUUUGCCGGAGGGUGUGGGGGCACAGUGGGUGCUAUUCUGACUUGUCCGCUGGAAGUAGUGAAGACCAGACUCCAGUCCUCUCAUGUCACCUUUUACAUCUCUGAGGUGCAGCUCACCACCGUUAACGGGGCCAGUGUGGCCCGCAUGGCCCCCCCGGGACCCUUGCACUGCCUCAAGUUGAUACUGGAAAAGGAGGGACCCCGCUCGCUUUUCAGAGGGCUAGGGCCCAACCUGGUGGGUGUGGCUCCUUCCAGAGCCAUCUACUUUGCAGCUUACUCCACUGCCAAGGAGAAGCUGAACGGUGUGUUCGAGGCUGACUCCACGCAAGUUCACAUGGUGUCUGCAGGCCUAGCAGGGUUCACUGCUAUCACUGCAACCAAUCCCAUCUGGCUGAUAAAGACCCGGUUGCAACUGGAUGCCAGGAACCGUGGCGAGCGGCGCAUGAAUGCCUUCGAGUGCAUGCGGCGGGUCUACCAGACGGAGGGCUGGCGGGGCUUCUACCGCGGUAUGUCUGCCUCGUACGCCGGCAUCUCCGAGACAGUCAUCCACUUUGUCAUCUACGAGAGCAUCAAGCGCAAGCUGAUGGAGUCCAAGGCCCAGGCCAGCAUGGAUCAGGACGAGGAUGAGUCGGUGAAAGACGCCUCAGAUUUUGUGGGUAUGAUGCUGGCAGCCGCCACGUCCAAGACCUGCGCCACCUCCAUCGCCUACCCCCACGAGGUGAUCCGCACCCGGCUACGAGAGGAGGGCAGCAAGUACCGCUCCUUCUUCCAGACAUUGCUGACAGUACCUAAGGAGGAGGGCUACCGCGCCCUGUACCGCGGUCUCACCACCCAUCUGGUCCGCCAAAUCCCCAACACUGCUAUAAUGAUGUCCACCUACGAGAUGGUGGUCUACCUGCUCCAACGCUAGCCCCUCCCCUUCCGGUGUGGAGAGGAAGUAGGAAGUGACUGACUUGGUUGGGGAUAUCUAAGAUGGAGACCAAAGGAAAACUGAUACUGACCAGAACCAAGAAGAAAGAAGAAGAGCUCCCCCACUAAUUCCCCACCAACAACCCCAACCCCCCUAAGCCUACCCCACAAGGGGGCGCUAUGGUCUGGGAUGAUAGAGAAAGGAUGGGGUGGGAAGAAGAGAGAGGGACGGCGAGAGACCGUUGGGUCAGUCCUUUACAGAGCCUGUCAAACAGUCUCAAAGAUAGACGGAAAUCAUUUUGUGGCCUUAAAGAGUUUAGUCUGUCUCUCUGUAGAAUGAAACUAAUCUGCUUUAGCCUGUACGGAGAUGACAAUCUGAAAGGGGAAUGCAAGAAAACAAUCGGUUAAAAAAACAGGUGUCAUAACAACACUAUGAAAAUUAUAGAAAAUGUUUAUUGCAAAAUGUUCCACCAGUAGUUCUAUUUGAUUAGAUUAGCACUUUUCCCCUAGGAUUCAGCAUACAAGCCAGGGAUGGGCAAUUGGCGGCCCUUGGAUCAACUUCCCCAAACUCAGUCGGGGUCUCAACUUACUGUUGCAAGUUAGAAUAGCAGAAUGCACAAGGUGCAAUUUCAAAAUGCAUCAGCAGUUUCUCUUAUGUCAGUCAAUGACAGUCAAUUAGCCCAUCCAUGUCAGCGAAAAAUGUUUUUGAAUAGUAAGUUAGUCGAGCGGCUGGUGGGCCCGCAUUGAUUUUGCUACAUGCUGACCACACUGCUUGCGUUGCAAAAUAAAUGUACACAUACAUGUUAUUCAAUCAUUGCACCCACACUGCUCGCGCGCGCCAACGAGCAUCUGCGUUGCCAAUCGCUAAAAUAGAAGUCAGUUCUAUUUGUGACGCUCAACGCGGUGCAAGUUCUGCCUCUCCCAUCUCCUCAUUGGUUUAUAGAAGCAGAUACCCACGUGCCAUCUCCUUAUUGGUUAUACCCACGUGGGUGAUUGAAAGAUGAACUGAGGUCGGUCGGUCGUGGUAAUACUAUGAAAGUUAGAUGCCAAUUGCUAUAUAAAGUCCAAAGAAGGAAAAAGCCUGGAAAGAGGAAAGAUGACUAGAAACAAUUCUGUUGACCGUUUUAUGUGUGGAUUAAUUGCGCAUCAGGUAAAAUAACAACUCAACAUUUAUAUCCCAGGACAAAUUAGCUAGCAACAGCAAGCUAGCUAGCUAGCUAAAUUGCCAUAAAUGUUUAAUGCUUUUUGACCUGUCCCCAAAUUAAUAUAAUUGGUUGAGUUUGUUUUGUUAUUUCAACCUGCGUGUCGCGAUCACAUUUGGUGUAGGGGGGACAAAAUCAAUUGCGCACUCGCACGUCCGGUCUGGGCAUGGUGCUAGUCUCUCAGUUUCACUCAGAUAACAUUUCUCUACACACCAUGGCCAAAUGUGUAGAAUGACAGGAAAUGGGGUGUAAAACAGCUCAUUUUCCUCUCCGCCCCAUGGCAAGAUGAUUAGAAUGGCAUGAGAUAAUUUAUAAAGUUGCAAAAAAAUGUACUCUAAAACUUAGUCUCUGUCAAUAGGGGGGCUGCUAAAAUGUUAUGCUCCCACCCCCCAUAAAAGUUGUCCAUCCCUGAUGCAAGCUAAUGUUUGAAACAAGCUGUGCAUGCUUUGUUUCAACAGCUUGAACCCAAGCUUGGUGUUUAAGGAAUGUCAAACAAACAUUGGCGAGGGAAGUUGUUUUUAAAUGACAAUUUUACGUUUUUACAACCAUCUCUAAGUGGUACGCUAUAGAAGGAUCCAGACACUUGUUUUUGGCUAUUUCACUUGUUUUUGAGAAACUUACCCCCGGCCAGUGUCACUUCCUCAAUGUCGCUGAAAAAAAACAUGAACAAAUGCUCCAAAAACAUCCAAAUACGUAUUUUUCUUUCCAAACUUUAUCUGCAACGUUAUAUUCCACUUUGCGGCGACUCGAGCUCCUUCCCCUAUCCAGCUGUUUCAUUCUUUGGUAGCCUGCUGCUAGAAUGGACGGAUAAGUAUGGCUUGAGUCACAAUAAAAUGGAAUAUAACGUUAUAGAUAAUGUUCGGAAUGACAAUUUCAUGUGUACAACAUCUAAAGACCUGCGUCACUAUACUGAGAGCAUUUACAUUUCUAAAAUGACGUAUUUGGGUGUUUAUGGAGCAUUUUGUUCAUGUUUUUUCAGAGCCCCCGUACUGCACAAUAUGAAUGAGGAAGUGACUCACUGGUUAGCCUAGAUUUCUCAAAAACAAGUGAAAUAGCACAAAAAGUGUCUAUCUUUCUAUAACAUGCCAUUGUAAAAACAAAAUAUAUAUAUAUAGAGAGAUGGUUCUUAAAAAUAAAAAAAAAGAUUUAGGCACCGUUUCUUUCUCCCCCCCAGAUCAUUUAAGAUCUCUAGCUAGCUAUAUGAUAAGAGAAUAGCAAGCAAACAUUUCACGUACUGCAACGAGUUUGUCUUCAAGCAUUCCCCUGAAGGCCAGAGUUACCCCUUAUAGUCUGAAGCAAUGCAUAUGGUGCACAAGACUAGGGAUCGCCGCUGAUCACAACACAUGCCACAGACGCUUAUCCAGUGUUUUGUAUAAUGGUAUUGUUUCUCUGAUACUAGUCAUUGGGAGGGACAUGGUUGUCUCUCGUGAGUGCACAGGAUUUCUUUGAUCUGGAUAGGGUGCGAGUCUUUCCAACAGGUACCAACACUUAGCUGGUUAGAGGUCUGUCUACCGGUGUGACGCCGCUACUUGAAGACAAUUUGUUAAAUGUUGGAAGUCAGGAAGUGUCAAUGUCAUUCCAUCAUCUCUCCCAACCUUUCGUGUGAGAUUUGGAUGGUGACUGUGGGUCGAUGUGCAUUUGACUCUGUGUUUGUGUGUGUGUGUGUGAGGUGAAAGCGAACUGCCCUGAUAUCUACUCCAGAGGUAGUGAGUGCCCUCCACUAAAAGUUAAUCAUGUAGAUUACUGCGGUUGGGAGCAAGGCAAAGCAGUGAGCCACACCAGCUGCUACACAGUAGCCCUUCCCUACCAGUGGCUCCCAACUGAAGUUUUAUACACUUUUUUUUGUGGCCUUUUGGGUUAUGUGCUUAACAUUUUCUUGUGUGGACAUUUUAAUCUUGUAUUAUCAGAAUAGUAUUACUGUAUAUGCAAAAACGGUGUUUUGCUCAGCAGUUCCCAUUGCAGAUACUGUACAGUUCAGAGUACUUCAUCUUGUGAAGGAUAUUCAUGUGUAUAUAAUACAUAUGCAUAUCAACUAUUGUGUGUAUUUUGCUUAGGUCCAUGUGUUAUUAUACUGUAGUUUAUAGUUGCAAAUUAUUUGUUUGAUUGCAUUUGUGUACAAUUGUAAGAUGUUUGAACCUGUUGCAACAUGGUGUGUUGACAUUAUUUUUCUUUUUGUUCAAGUUUUAUAUUAUACAAUUUGUAUUUCAUUUUACAUCAUGCAAGCCUUGGUGCUGAAAGACAGUCUUUGAUUUUAUGUCAAAGUAUUAUUUUUCAGAAUUAUAUAUAUUUUUGUGUGUGUGUAAAUUCCCCUCAAUCUGAUUUUUACAUUUGAAUUUGCUCUCCAGCCAUCUUCAAGCGAUAGUAUCCUGUAUAUCUAACUGUGUAGGCUCCUGCAUCCUAUCUGGUCUUUGUUACAAAUUCUCAAUCUGGUAUUUAGUAGGGGAAAAAAAACAGUGAUGGAGCGUAAUAUAAAUGACUAUUAUAUUAAUGUCAAUAUUAUGACAAGGUGAUGUUUUGGCGUUCAAGUCACCCUGAACUAUUUGAAACUGAUUCAGGCUCUGGAUUCAUGACUGAAGACCAUCCGACAGUGCAGAGGCUACAUUGGAUUAUGGUGCGCAUCGUUUAGAUGGUUGUAAAUAUCCUUCUGUACAUUGAAGUUUUUACCCGAGGCCUCUGCCUAUGGUAGUUGUUCAUUUUGUCAGGCCAAUUUCAAGUAUUUUUUCCUAUCCACUGGCAUACUGUAUAGAACUGUACUGUGGAGUCCUUUUCCCACAGACUAUAGCCUAGCUGUUUUUGUUACUAUCAUUGCCCUGACAGUCAUACUGUGACUUGAAUAACUAGUAUACAGUACAUAACUGAUGUAUUUUGUAGUGGAGCGUAGACUUGCAUAUAAUGUGAUCUGUUAGACUUUAGUGACUGCCCCGUGCUGCUAUCUAAGAGAUGGGGCUCAAUGCCACUACGCUUCCACUCCACUCAAGACGGCUCUGUUGUAUUGAAAACAAAACACUACACAGACCAGCAGGUCUGCAGUUUCAUGACUUGUCCCCACAUAGUCUUGGGUUAGUAGGUUGGCAAUACCUCAACCAUGCCACUAAAGACUAAUCCAUUUAACACUGUGGAUGCCAUCAUGGUGGGUCCCAUAUGGCUUCUCUAUUGGCAAAAACCGGAGUCUGCCAGGGAGUAUACAGAUUUUAUACAGCCAAGGUACAGUUUACACAGUUUGGAAAAGUAGGCGUACAUUUCUAUGGUACGGUACUGGAGAACUAGUAACUCAAGAAUCUACUUCUCAGCUCUCUAUCAAUGUUAUUUCGUAGUCAAUAGGGGUCCAGGUUGACAUGACUACCAUGCUGCCCAAUUGAUAUCUGGGCUAGAGAAAUAUGCUUACUCAUUCAUGUCCAUGUUUUUGCCUGACUCAAUACUUCAAGGAGAAAUGUGAUUACUAUAUGUAAAACAUUUCAGUGAACUGAUUUUUUUGGAAUGCUGUUUUGUUGAUUGUUUUCCCUCUUAAAUCAGCCAGUACCCCCCUCCUAUUUGUUUGGUUUAAGCUGGUGAAAUUAAUGUGGCCUAUUCUUUGCCAUCUAUGUAUCAUCAUACCUCCUUUUUGUACAAAAGUCAAUAAAAACCAGAUUGCAACUCCCA
This is a messenger RNA of Oncorhynchus mykiss (rainbow trout), 6196 nucleotides long. Its product is annotated as solute carrier family 25 member 36-A. Gene Ontology annotation, molecular function: pyrimidine nucleotide transmembrane transporter activity. Lineage: Eukaryota; Metazoa; Chordata; Actinopteri; Salmoniformes; Salmonidae. The record is from RefSeq and is a predicted model, not a curated record. Gene Ontology annotation, cellular component: mitochondrion. Gene Ontology annotation, biological process: pyrimidine nucleotide import into mitochondrion.